Rhincodon typus (whale shark) is the source of this 1748-nucleotide messenger RNA. It is a transcript of the gene tcf25, whose product is annotated as transcription factor 25 (basic helix-loop-helix). Gene Ontology annotation, cellular component: RQC complex. The coding region runs from base 117 to 1748 and encodes 543 amino acids. Gene Ontology annotation, molecular function: protein binding. NCBI's taxonomy places the organism in Eukaryota, Metazoa, Chordata, Chondrichthyes, Orectolobiformes, Rhincodontidae. The record is from RefSeq and is a predicted model, not a curated record. The transcript has 14 exons.
CAGGCGCACUGGUGGUUCCGAGCCGCGAGCCGACAGGGACAGAGAGAGAGCGGGGCUCAGGCCUGAGCUUGGGCCUGGGGUUGGGAGGGUGGCCCGGCAGGUAGGCAGAGGUCACCAUGUCUUCCAGGAGCCUGCGGAAACUGCGCGGGGAGCGGAAACAAGAGCCGCUCAAUCACUUCGCCGACCAGGAGGAGGAAAUAGAGAGGCCGCUGGAACCCGCAACGACUCGAAAACGACGGAGGAACAGGGCAAAUAAAGCGGCAGCUGGAAACCUGCCCCAGCGGAUAAGUGAAGUUGAUGAAACUGAUGCAACUAGUGACAAACAUCUUACAGAGGUGUCAGAUGAUAUAAACCUUAGGCUCGACUCUUCACCUGGGGAGAAUGAUCAAAUUGAAACAAUGCAGAAUAUAGAAAAUGAAGAACUUGAAAAAGAAAAUGAAGAAUUAGAAAAUGAGUCUGAUGUUUUGAGGACAAGCUCACAAAACAAGCCCAAACGGAAGAAAAAGAAAAAGAAAAACCGCAACAGUACUGCUGAUGAUGCCCAGGAAGUUGCAACUGAUGACAUUGACAGCAUUCUACAAGCGAUUGAGACGCCCAAUGGUUUCCAUCACCAAACACGUACAGUCAGUGCGGAAUCAAGACCAUUGCUCUAUGUUGAACAUAGGAAUCUGAAUCCAGAGACUGAACUAAAGAGAUACUUUGGAGUUCGAGCAGUUCUUGGAGAUCAAAGGUCAAAGCAGCGGCAUCGUUCAUUGCACAGGAGUACAUGGCUCACAACACCUAAAGAUACUUGGCCACGAUACACCAAAACAGGAAUUUCUAUGCAGCUGCUGGAGACCAAGGGUGGAGCUCAGUAUUUCACCUUUGAACACAAUCGUGAUUAUCAACAGGUUCAGUUCAAAUUCUUGGAUGCUGUAGAUUCUAUGGACCCAAAUAACAUUCUGACACUACUACGUGUGAACCCACAUCAUAUCGACUCUCUGUUGCAACUAAGUGACAUCUGUCGGAUGCAAGAGGAUCAGGAAAUGGCACGUGAUCUAAUUGAAAAAGCACUAUACUGUUUUGAAAGUGCAUUUCACCCAGUAUUUAGCCUGACUAAUGGAAAUAGCCGGUUAGAUUAUCGACGAGCUGAGAACAGGUCAUUCUUCCUUGCACUCUACAAGCAUAUGAUAUUCCUAGAGAAAAGAGGCUGUCCACGUACGGCACUGGAAUUUUGUAAGCUUAUCCGCAGCCUGGACCCUGAAAGAGAUCCACUAUGUGCUUUGUUGAUUAUUGAUUUUUUGGCAUUGCGAGCACGAGAAUAUGCUUUCUUAAUACGACUUUAUGAGGAAUGGGAGUUCCAUUUGAAUCUGUCUCAGCUCCCUAAUUUUGCAUUCUCUGUCCCAUUGGCUUAUUAUCAUCUAAGUCAACGAGAAGAUCUGUCAGAUACUGAGCGCUGUCAAAAGCAAGAGCGAGCUAAGCGUUUGAUACAAAAUGCUCUCAUUGUGUUUCCUAGUGUACUGAUGCCAUUACUGGAUCUUUGCAGUGUGCAAGCAGACCAGGCUGUGUUGUCGCACAAGUAUUUUGGAUUUGAUGUACAGAUAAGACAGCCAAAUGCACUAAAGCAGUUGGUGAUGCUAUUUAUUGGAAGGAACUGGAUGCUCUGGAAGGAACCAAGAGUCAUGUCUUGGUUGGAAGAGAACGUGAAGGAGGUUCUAAGACGAGUAGAUGCAAAUGACCCACUUGUACAGGAGUCUGAAAACAAGUAG